ACGCGCCCUCAGUGAGGACCGAGCGCGAACGCAGAACAAGACGCGCCCGUGGCACUGAGUUGCGGCCCCAGCAGCUCCACGGGGGCUUUCUUUUCCAGCUCUAACGGGGUGUUAGACGAGGGCGAGCGGUACUAGGUUAAGCCAGGCGGCUCCCAUCAGGCAAAAACGGCGAGGUAUAGCGAGAAGCGAGCUGGUCUGUGCCGCGCAUGCGCAGAAAGUCGGCCAUCUUGGCUCGCGAACUACGGCAACCACAAGAUGUCAAAAUAGACUUUUUAUGCCUCCGCGGUAUUUUAACAAGGUGGGCUCCGUCGUGUAGUUUCGCGUCACUUGGUGUGGAAUGCAUCUUUCCAAGAAAUGUUCUGCCUUCCGCGUGGUGCUGAGCGCUCUGCUGCUGGUGGCGCUGCUGCAGUUCCUCUACUUGUCCUUCCUGACCAAGUUCCAGAGCAAACAGCAGCAGCAGCAGCAGCGUUACCGCUACCCGGAGCCCUUGGGGGGCUCCGGCCCCGGGAGCGAGGCGCACUCCGAGAAGAAUUCGCGCAAGGAGCGCCUAAGAUAUUCCCUUUCGAGCGGCGGGAUCUUUGACCGGAGCGGACAGUACCGCGUGUACAAGAACUUGAUCCAAAGCGAUCUCGCGAGCAAGCCGGCCACGAACGUCCUCACGCUGGUCACCCACACGAGCAUGAACAACCUUCACCACCUGCAGGAUCUCGUGGAGAGGUGGCGGAACCCGCUUUCGGUGGCGAUCUUUGCGCACGGCCAGGACGUCAAGUCGGCCACGGCGCUGGUGUACGCGCUCGGCGCCCUGUGCCCCCCCGUGCAGGCCCUGGUGGACUUCCACCUGGUGUGUCUCUCGGGGGAGACGGCCAGCUUCCCCGAAGACGACCACCGGCACUUUGCCGGCCUGGACGACUGCGCCGCCGUCUUCUCCCGGCUGGAAGCUCUCAAGGACAGGUACAGGAACUACGCCAUGGGCGCAGACGUCCCCUACCCGAAUAACCUCCUCCGGAACGUGGCCCGAGGAGGCGCCGAGUCCCCUUACAUCCUCGUCAUCGACAUCGACAUGAUGCCCGCCGCCGAUCUGCACCAGCAGUUCGCGGCGAUGCUCGCCGGGCGCCGGCUUGCCCCGGACCAGGUGUUCGUCCUGCCCGCCUUCGAGAUCCGCCACACCAGGAAGAUCCCGGCCAGCAAGGCCGAGCUGGUGCAGCUCUACCAGGUGGGCGAAGUGCGCCCGUUCUACGAGGAGCUGUGCCCUCGUUGUCAAGCUCCCACCAACUACUCGCGGUGGGUCAACAGCCACCUCCGCGACACCUCCGGCGGCCUGCAAGUGGCCUACACGCUGACCUGGGUCGACCCGUGGGAGCCUUUCUACAUCGGAGCGCGCAAUGUGCCCCUCUACGACGAGAACUUCAAACAGUACGGCUUCAAUCGCAUCAGCCAGGCCUGCGAGCUCCACGUGGCCGGCUACGAGUUCUCCGUGCUGAGUUCGGCCUUCCUGGUCCACCGCGGCUUCAAGAUCCAGGGCGAGUUCCACGCGAAGAAAGACGAGGAGAACCGCCGCAACCGGCUCCUGUUCCGCACCUUUAAAGAGGCUCUGAAGAGCAAAUAUCCGAGCUCGAGCAGACGAUGCUAAAAUGGACAUAUCUCGACAGAUGUGUCUAUAUCGAUCUGUCGAUCUCUCUGGGGUCGUGUGGGGGUUGAGGGGGCAUUUUUUGGGCGUCCUGCACCGCGACGUCCUCUUCAUUGAGCAAGAGGAGCCGCUCGGGCAGUGAUGUCCGUCAGUGGCCACUAGAUGGCAACAGACACUCGCGAGACCUUCCUGACUACUGCAAGUCGACACUGGACUGAGGCAUUUUUAUGCUUGUGUUGUAUUUCUAUUUAUGGUCAAAUGGCACAUCCCUCGCUCACCAACUCGUCGGCGGAGAAUAGUCCUGGACUUUUAUCGAUUUUAACUUUUGUAUUGUUGCACAUUUUAGAGCAGCUCGACUGCUUUCUUUGCGACACGAAUGACGUCGCCACCGCCAACGGCGUCAAGUGGCGUCUUUAGCCAUCCGUCCAGCUAGCUAGUUAGCGACACCAAGUACAGAAACAAUCGGUUCACACACAACGAGUAACGUCGGAUUUUGUUCUGGCGAUUUGGGGGUGGGGGUGGGGGGGGGGUGUUAUGCGACUACAGAAACAUGACAAAUAUGAUUUUGUUAAAUGAGCAACAGGAGGUUUGGUGUCAUUUUCAGGUCGGCUCAAUUCCAACUGGGAAUGACAAACAUCUUGAAGAAGGCACGUUUAGUGUCAAAACUGCUUGUUGUCAAGUUCGACGCCACCUUAGCCAGCACUCGCAACGAAUAUUUCACUCCCAACGCAACUCGAGACAGAUUAAGACAUGAUUUGUCUCUUGGGAAAAACUCGUGAAAUCGGCGAACCAGCAAGGAGCAGGCCACACAUCUUGUCAUCAUUUUAUGUUCGCUGCGUGGACGCGGUUUACGCUCACCGGUAAGUCUAACCUCUGCUUCAUUUCACUCGGUUGGUAGGCUUUGUUUACCGUAACACGGUGUACAUUUUCUCUAUUAUUUAUUUCUAUUGUGUUUUGAUCAUUUGUCAAGUGAGAAAGUCGGAAAGUAAAGUGUUUGUUUCGCCGCCAAAUGAUUUCCCGCUUUGCGCCGGUUUAUGCCACACAGCUGCCACUAGGUGGCAGACUAUUCACUCGGUCAAGGAAAAUGAAUGAAUGACGAGGUGGAUGAAUGCAAAUAAAGAAUAAAACUGCGUUGGAAAAGAAUAACAACAACAAACACCCCCUGCCCCC
Messenger RNA from Hippocampus zosterae (dwarf seahorse), 2797 nucleotides. RefSeq names its product beta-1,4-glucuronyltransferase 1 (gene b4gat1). The transcript is spliced from 2 exons. Gene Ontology annotation, molecular function: glucuronosyltransferase activity. The record is from RefSeq and is a predicted model, not a curated record. The coding region runs from base 338 to 1630 and encodes 430 amino acids. NCBI's taxonomy places the organism in Eukaryota, Metazoa, Chordata, Actinopteri, Syngnathiformes, Syngnathidae.